Labrus bergylta (ballan wrasse) is the source of this 4583-nucleotide messenger RNA. RefSeq names its product transmembrane anterior posterior transformation 1b (gene tapt1b). Gene Ontology annotation, cellular component: ciliary basal body; endoplasmic reticulum membrane. Gene Ontology annotation, biological process: positive regulation of cilium assembly. The record is from RefSeq and is a predicted model, not a curated record. NCBI's taxonomy places the organism in Eukaryota, Metazoa, Chordata, Actinopteri, Labriformes, Labridae.
GUUGUCAGUCUCCCAGGCAGCGGAUGAGACCGUUUGGCGAAGAUGGCGGACUCGCUGUCGUCAGGUCUGGGAGACGAGAAAGAGAAGGAGAAGGAGGACAGGGAGAGGAGCGGACACGCUGCCAAAGCGGAGAAGAACAAGGAGAAAGACGAUGUCAGGGAGACGCUGAGUUCAAAAGAUAAAAAUGGCGGCAAUAUGGGCAAGAAACGCAACCUGUCAGACCUGUCUCUGGUCCGAUUUAUAACGACUGAGCUCACCAGAGGCUACUUCUUGGAACACAAUGAGGCCAAAUACACAGAGCGCAGAGAGAGGGUCUACACCUGCCUCCGCAUCCCCAAGGAGCUUGAGAAGUUGAUGACAUUCGGCUUCUUCCUCUGUCUGGAUGCCUUUCUAUAUGUUUUCACCCUGCUGCCUCUCAGGGUGAUUCUGGCCCUUUUACGGCUCCUCACUUUGCCUUGCUGUGGCCUCAGUGGCUCCCGCCUACUCCAACCAGCCCAGGUGUGUGAUGUGCUGAAAGGCUUUAUUAUGGUGCUGUGUUACUCUAUGAUGAGCUACGUGGAUUACUCCAUGAUGUACCAUCUGAUCAGGGGACAGUCUGUCAUCAAACUCUACAUCAUAUACAACAUGUUAGAGGUGGCAGACCGCCUCUUCUCAUCAUUUGGACAGGACAUCCUUGAUGCUCUGUACUGGACAGCAACAGAACCAAAGGAAAAGAAGCGCGCUCACAUAGGCGUGAUUCCACACUUCCUCAUGGCUGUGCUAUACGUCUUCCUCCAUGCCAUCCUCAUCAUGGUUCAGGCCACCACUCUCAACGUAGCCUUCAACUCUCACAACAAGUCUCUGCUCACCAUCAUGAUGUCAAAUAACUUUGUGGAGAUCAAAGGCAGUGUUUUCAAGAAGUUUGAAAAGAACAACCUCUUCCAGAUGUCAAACAGUGACAUAAAAGAGAGGUUCACCAACUACAUCCUCCUGCUCAUCGUCUGUCUGAGAAACAUGGAGCAGUUCUCCUGGAAUCCUGACCACUUGUGGGUGCUGUUUCCUGAUGUCGUCAUGGUGAUAGCAUCAGAGGUUGCGGUCGACAUUGUCAAGCAUGCCUUCAUCACCAAAUUCAACGACAUCAGUGCUGAUGUAUACGGGGAAUACAGAGCGAGUCUGGCCUUUGACCUCGUCAGCAGUCGACAGAAAAAUGCUUACACAGACUACAGCGACUCUGUAUCCAGAAGAAUGGGCUUCAUCCCGCUUCCACUAGCUCUACUGUUGAUCAGAGUAGUGAUGAGCUCUGUGAAGAUCCAGGGUUCGCUCUCUUUUAUGUGUGUCCUGCUGUUUUACCUGGGGAUGAUCACUCUGAAGGUGCUCAACAGCAUUGUUCUUCUGGGGAGGUCAUGUGUGUUUGUGAAAGAGGCCAACAUGGAAGAAAAGCUCUUUGACCCUCCACCCUCGGCUGUUUCCAGUCGUGUAAACUCCAGAGCUCACCGCACCAAACAUGUUCACAUUGUACCACAACCAGAUCCCACAAUCGACAAAGGUGGAAUACCACUUUCAUCACAUACUACUCAGCCUGCCAACAUGGCAGAGAGUGCCGCCCCUACGCUCCCAAAGAGCGACUCCGACACAUUCCUGACCACGCCAGAUGAGGAGGAAGACGAAAAAAUCAUCAAUGUCGACACUGGACUGGAAGGAGGUGGACUUGAACCCAGAACGCCCAAGAAAGAUUUGCUGGAAAUAGACCGAUUCACCAUCUGUGGCAACCGGAUAGACUGAAAGCCAUAUUCACAAGCAGUCAGUGUCCUGGCUAAAUAGUGAGUUCGGGGUUCAGACACAGGUCACGAGCAUGCUCAGACCAAACCGAUUUUUUGUGCCUGACCCCUGGAGUAUUUAUUUAUUUAUUACAGACAAAACCAGCCAAGGCAUUAAGCUGUUACUACAAGCCUAAAAGGCUGUUUCAGAUGUUUCCAUCUGUUCAAGUCAGAGCCCAGGAGCCAGGAAGACACUGAGGAAGGGUAUUGUGUGUCAUAACAACCUGCAGACUGCCUGAUGAUGAAGACUGGGGAAAAACUGGCAUCCACUGCUGGAGGAGAGCACGAAGAUGGAUACAUUUAAAGUUACAUAUGUGGGUCGCUGUGUGAUCCAAACAUCCAAAAUGACAGCUGGACUGUGCAAGUGUGUGUCCUAAAGCACAAUCCUGUCUACAGCGCAGAGAUAUUACUUGCUUUUUUUUUUUUUUUUUCUUUUUUCAGAUUGACUUUUGGGCUUUUUUUCCCCUUUAUUUGAUAGGACAGUAGAUAGGAAACCCGGCAGAGAGAGUGAGGACUGACAUGCGGGAAAGGGGCCACAGGUCAAACUCGAACCUGGCCGCCCACUAGGUGGACUAUAGCCUCUGUACAUGUUUUGUGACCUAACCACUAGGUCAUCUGCGUCCCGCAGAGUUGUUUUAAGAAAGAACAAAACUUGUCAACUUUUGUACUUUUUUAUUUUCAAAUCCUGAAAAUGUCUUAUAUUUUAAAUGGCGUUUUUAUGAAAAAUCAGGGGUUGUUUUUCCACACACAAUAUUUCAGCAAGCACACACUCAAAGCUCUGUUCAAGUUGAGUUAUCGCAAUGAGCCAAGAAGUUCAAAGCCUUUUGAUAUGGCAGAAAUGACACAGAAAACUGUCGUAUAUGAGUACAAGUCAUCAGUUGACAUGCUCAUGGGUUGGACGCAACAGUGACUUGACCUUUUUAGACAGAGGAAACAGGAUGGAGAUUUUAGUAUUGUGAAGUUUGUGUUGCGUGGUUACCCUGAGGCACUGAGAUACAAUGGUGCAUAUGUUUUUUUAAAAUGCCCUGAAUUUUUUUGGAGUUUACUCAAAACAAGAACAAUUUAGAAGGGUUUUAUUUUUUUUCAUAUGCUUCACAUUUACAUCAUUGUACAAACAUGUAACCUACAGGUAAUCAUGGUGUGUCAUCACUGUGUCCUUGGUAUCACUUCAAAUUUAGACUUUGUGGCACGGGCAUCCACUAAACAUGGUGACAAUUAUUUUGGAGAGCGAUUUAAAGAAAAAUAAGCUUACAUGUAUGCUGCUGUCUUUUAAGGAUACGUUUGAGAAACAUGAAGGAGAAUUGUACCAGCACUGUGAUCUUGUGAAAGCAGUAAACCCAGCUGUUUUCACAUGCCAAAAUCCUGUUAAAUUGGAAAAAUCAUGUCUGAUCUCAAAGAUUCCCGGCAUUUUUUGUUGCAGUUGGCUGCUGGCUUUGAUUGUUAGAACUCUGAAAAUGUAAGUUUACCAGUCAGUAAGAUGCUAUGAAACGGUCAGAUUAAUGGAGUGGAUAGUAUGGUGUACAGGAAUUAUGCAUCCUGUGCAAAAACUAGUUUCAGCAGGGGCUGCAUCUUUAAAUAUUUUCAUUCAUCCGUUAAGCUAAAGAUUGUUAAAUGGUGAUUAUUUUUUAAUUUUCAAAGUCCAACGUGACCACUGCAAAUAAGGUAUUUUGCCCAACCAAGGGUCCAAAACCCCCUUAACUUUCUGUCAUAAAUGACAAUAAAAGCUUCAGAUCUUUCCAUUUAAGAAGCUGAAACCGGCAUAUCCGACACAACCGUUUUAUCUGAAAAAUGACUUACACAUUAUAUAGAUAAUCAUUGUGUUCCUAUUAUUUUUCCAUUAAUAAAAACAAUACAUUGCAACUUUAGAUCAACUUGGUUUUACUCAAUAUUUUAUGCCAGUACCCUGAUUGCAUUCAGGACACAGCCCCACACCCUUAAAAAUCAUAUUAGUAUACAUGGUUAUUUUAACAUUUCAAACUAUUGUUCUGAUGUUCAAGCAGAGUCAUCAAGGACACACACACACACACACUGACAACCUUUAAGAAAUUGAUCUUUUUGCUGUGCAUUGAGUCAAUAGUCAAACCCAAGUUACAACUUUUUGUUCCCUAUAGGGAGGGUAGCUCCCCCCACAUUUUGUACUUUAUAAACAAAACAACAGACUUUAUGACGAGAUGUACAGUAUUUAUCUAUAUUAAUGAUUGUUUUAAGUUUUUAUACAAAAAUGAUACAUUUAUAUUUUUCAUGUGGAAUGCCUAACACGUUUGAGGAUGAUUCAUUUCAGGCUUCCUAGAAGCAGUCAGACUUGCAACUUGGAACAAAAUAUGUAAAACAAAAGUCUUCUUAGUGACAGCAGCAUAGGAUCAAAACAACCUGCAACCACACACACACACAUAUGUACACACACACUUUCUAUCACUCCUCCUCACUCUUUUACAUCUUCUGCAAGGAAAUAGUGGUUCAAAAAAAGGCCGGGGACAAGACACUGCUAAUGUUAUUGAAUAAUACAUGAGACCUUACUGUCAAAAGGAAGGUAAAUAACAGCCUUUUUUGAGGGAAGGAUUGAAGAGUGUGGAUUCAUCAUGGCAGUGUGUUUAUAUGCUUGUGUAAAAAUGUGUGUGAGAGUUAAUCUGCUCUGCAUGGAUGAAUCUCACAACCAAAAGUCAUUCUACAUGUACUGUAUACAUCUGAUUUUUCCCUCCCUUGUUUUUUUUUUUCAUGUGCAACCCAUCUAUGUAAUACAUCUCCUACAUGACAGAGGGAGAAUAAAACAAGGUAUCUGUUUUGUAA